UUGUAAUGACAAUCUGCAACUUUAAUAGAAACCCAUACAUCAGAAACCUAGCUGACUAAUAUCACCUAUUAAGCUUGAAAUACUUGACAAUUUGCAGCUUUUCAAUAGAAUGCAAGCAGUUCAUUUUUGUCACCUUAUCAAUCAGUACCUACUCUACUGCAAUGGAUGUAUUUGGCCUGAACUACACUCUUGCUGAAGAUGUAAACGGUCCUUUGCUAGCUGUUGUACUCACACUGGAACUGAUAGCAGCAUUAGUGACCAAUACUAUUGUUUUGGCUGCCACUCUCUCUCAACAGAAGUCCUUAAAGUUACCAUCAACAAUCCUCUUCACUUCACUGAUUAUGAUACAUUACGUAAUGGCCUUCAUAUACAUACUGUCCUGGCUCAUAUCAGUAAUAAGUGGAGGAUGGAUAUUUGGAACAUCAGAAGAAGAAAAAGAAGCAACUUGCAAUGCUGCUGGAUUCGUGGUUUGCUACAGUCUAAGUGUUAUCAAUGCUACACUGACUGCAAUAUCUGUUGAUCGGUGGCUAUUCAUUGUCAAGCCCAACUUUUAUAAGCAAUACAUGAAACCCAAGGUAACUCUGGUCCUGGUACUUAGCAUAUGGAUAUUCUCUGGGCUAACUUUUAUAACAACAUUUUUUGGAAUAGGAGGAUUUGUCUUUACGACUUUGGGAUCAUGUGGACCAAAAUUCAAAGAUGAAACUGGCUUUACCAUUUUAUUAUUGGCAAUCUUUUUCCCAGAAAUAAGCAUUGUCAUAGUCACAUCAGUUUGGACAUAUUGCUUUACAAAGAAAUUCAUUCGGGAACAUGCUCAGCUAGCAGAAAACAAUGUAUAUGUGUCAAAAAAUAGAAGGCUAACUGGAAUAUUUGGAUUAAUGCUGAUAGCAUAUGUGAUAUGCUAUGUUCCUUCUCUCAUUCCUAUUAUACUAAAUCAGUUUCAUGAUGUGCCAGCAAUGUGGAUUGCUUUUGGUUUGGUAUGCAUUUUGGCAAUGACAUUCAUCAAUCCAAUUAUCCAGUCUUUUUUCAGAAGAGAAGUCAAAGAAGAAAUAAAGAAAUUCUGCAAUAUUAUCAAGUGCUGCCCACACAGAUCCAAUGCAAUAAUGGCUGGAUAAUGUAAUCUAUCAUAAAUUCUGUUAUUGUUGAAGACAAGUAUAGCUCAUGCAUGUUUUACAGUGUACUGUCACAAAUAAUUUUAAUUGA
Messenger RNA from Amphimedon queenslandica, 1200 nucleotides. Its product is annotated as probable G-protein coupled receptor 52. The record is from RefSeq and is a predicted model, not a curated record. Gene Ontology annotation, biological process: G protein-coupled receptor signaling pathway. Bases 162 to 1112 code for a protein of 316 amino acids. NCBI's taxonomy places the organism in Eukaryota, Metazoa, Porifera, Demospongiae, Haplosclerida, Niphatidae. The transcript has a single exon. Gene Ontology annotation, cellular component: membrane. Gene Ontology annotation, molecular function: G protein-coupled receptor activity.